Molecule: messenger RNA, 2298 nt
Organism: Heteronotia binoei (common prickly gecko)
Lineage: Eukaryota; Metazoa; Chordata; Lepidosauria; Squamata; Gekkonidae
Product: oocyte zinc finger protein XlCOF6-like
Exons: 8
Coding region: 1-2298 (765 amino acids)
Biological process (GO): regulation of DNA-templated transcription
Source: RefSeq, a predicted model, not a curated record
AUGCACCAGCGAGGAAAAGGUUUGCAGCCGGAUUCCGGGGAAGGUUUCCUUGGAAAAGCCUCUCUUCAUAGCCAAGUUAAUGAAGGGAUCUUUUCCCAGUCUGAGGUGACCCAAGAGAAGGGGAAGAAGAUGGAAGAAGAGAACCCAGGAGGUUCUGGAACUGGCAAAACAGCAAGCAAAGGGUCCCAUCCCAUCCAAGCUGGGAGUGGUGUUGCAUUCUGGGAAAAAGCUGUGCCGCAGAUCCUGGCUAAGGACGGCGUAACAUCAGAUGAACACUGCCAGCUCUUCCGGCUGUUCUGCUAUCAUGAAGCCGAUGGGCCCCGAGAGAUGCUCAAACCAUUCCUGAAGACAGAUGCUACAAUCCCUGAGGCAGAAGGAGCUCUGUGCAAGGAAGACCAGAGAGCGCACGUCAUGGAGAGUGCCCAAGAUUCCCUUUUCUUUGGAACAGGCAGUGAAGAGAUGCUGUUGAGCCGUCAUCUUUCCAGAGGUGCGGAAACAGCUGCAGUCCAGGGACCCUUUUCCUUUGAGGAAGUGUCCGUCUGUUUCUCUGAGGCAGAGUGGGCCCUGCUGGAUCCGGGACAAAUUGAUCUGCACAGGGAAGUCAUGCUGGAGAAUUAUGGGAAUGUGGCCUUUCUGGCAGAGGAUGAUCAGAGGAAUGAGGAGGCUGAAGAACUCGAUCAGCAAAUGCCAGAUAGAGUUAAAAAUGAUGACUUGAAAGAAAAUAUCAGGAAUCGAGGCAGUCUUAUGAAUGAGCAGAGAUAUGGAAUACAGCAUAAUGUAAAUUUUCCAAAGCACAGGAUAAUGAAGGCAAGUAAAUCCAUACAGAACUGUGAAAAGAGAUUCCGUACAAGGGGGAGUCUUCAAGUGCAUCACAGAACCCAUACAGGGGAGAAACCUUUUCAAUGUUCUAUAUGUGGAAAGAGAUUUGGUAACAGAGGGCAUCUUCGAAUGCAUCAGAGAACACACACAGGGGAGAAACCCUUUGAAUGUUCAGUGUGUGGCAAGAGAUUCAGUAACAAGGGGACUCUUCAAUUGCAUCAAAGAACCCACACAGGGGAGAAACCUUUUGAAUGCUCAAUGUGCGGAAAGAGAUUCAGUGUAAGUGGGAGUCUUAAACUGCAUCAAAGAACCCACACAGGGGAGAAACCUGUUCAAUGUUCUGUAUGUGGAAAGAGAUUUGGUAACAGGGGGUAUCUUCGAAUGCAUCAGAGAACACACACAGGGGAGAAACCCUUUGACUGUUCAGUGUGUGGAAAGAGUUUCAGUAACAAGGGAAAUCUUCAGAAGCAUCAGAGAAUCCACACAGGGGAGAAACCUUUUGAAUGCUCAGAGUGUGGAAAAAGAUUCAAUCAGAGUGGCGCUCUUAAACUGCACCAGAGAACCCACACAGGGGAAAAACCUUAUGAAUGCUCAGACUGUGGAAAGACAUUUAGUUGUAGUGCUCGUCUUCAACUGCAUCAGAGAACACACACAGGAGAGAAACCCUUUCAAUGCUCAGAGUGUGGAAAGAAAUUCAGUUCUAGUGGCAAUCUUCAACUGCAUCAGAGAACACACACAGGUGAGAAACCAUAUGAAUGUUCAGAGUGUGGAAAGAGAUUCAGUACGAGUAGCAGCCUUCAGCAGCACCUAAGAACCCACACAGCAGAAAAACCCUUUGAAUGCUCAGAAUGUGGAAAGAGAUUCAGUCAGAGUGGUGAUCUUCAACGGCACCGAAGAACCCACACAGGAGAAAAACCUUUUGAAUGCUUAGAGUGUAGAAAGAAAUUCAGUUCAAAUGGUAUUCUUCAAGAGCAUCUUAAAACCCACACAGGGGAGAAACCUUUUGCAUGCUCAGUGUGUGGAAAGAGAUUCAGUCAGCGCGGCACUCUUCAACGGCACCAAAGAACCCACACAGGGGAGAAACUUUUUGAAUGCUCAGACUGUGGAAAGAGAUUCGGUAGCAGUGGAAGUCUUCAGUAUCAUCAGAAAACCCACACAGGGGACAAACCUUUUGAAUGCUCAGAGUGUGGAAAGAGAUUCAGUAGCAGUGGAGGUCUACAGUCUCAUCAGAGAACCCACACAGGAGAUAAACCUUUUGAAUGCUCAGAGUGUGGAAAGAAAUUCAGUCAGAGUAGUGGUCUUCAAGUACACAGAAGGACCCACACAGGGGAGAAGCCUUUUGAAUGCUCAAUGUUCAAACCAUCCCUGAGGACAGAAGCUACAAUCCCUGAGGCAGAAGGAGAUCCAUCCGUGGAAGAUCAGAGAGUGCCGGUCAUGGAGCAUGCCCAAGAGUCCCUUUCCCGUGGUAAGCACUUGUAG